AUGGGGGAUAACAGCUACGACAACAGCAACCGAGCCUUUCUACAGGCUUUCAUGGGUCGCUCGUCAAUGACCUUUGAAGAAGCCCAGCCUGUUUUAGCAGCAAUUUUCUCUGCUCAUGGCGGGGAAACUGUGGACCCAAGCGAUGUCACCCAAGAGCACCUCUCCUCCUACAUCUCAGCUGCCAACACUGCCAUCUCUCCCUUUGACUUGGAAAUCAGAAGCUCGUUCCGCCAGACACCGAAACCGACAGACCAAGAAAGCUCCGAUAGCCCACCUACAAGAGUAUAUGCCCUUGUCAACACAACCAGCGACCCAAUAACCCAACUAGCGACAACAUACUCCGCAGAUGAGAUCGCUUACGUCAAGCGUCUACUUGAUUACAUGUUUGAUACCAAUAACAACCGGCUAUGCGAAGGAAUGGUCAUAACAUCCAUUCAAGCCCUUAAUAUUCGCUCCUCAGCCGAGGCCAACCGCCGACGCUCGGCCAAUGCGGCAACGCAGCAGAGCCAGGGAGCCGCACAGUCUUUGACGAUGACACAGGCGGAGAAUAUGAUGCAGAAUCUCGUUGCCGAAGGCUGGCUAGAGAAAAACCUGAGCCCACGAGGACUGAUGGAGUUGCGCGGGUGGUUGGUUGCGGAAUACAACGAGGAGGUGGAUGGUGUGCGUAAGGAGCGCAUUAAGUUUUGCGCUGCCUGUAGAGAUAUUAUUACUGUGGGACAACGCUGCGAGGAUCGCAACUGCUUAGGCCGACUCCAUGACCACUGCAUGCGAAACUUUUUCCGUAUUCACAGAGCAGAAAAGUGCCCCGUUUGCAAGAAGGACUGGCCAGGCAACAAAUUCGUCGGCGAAAGAGCAGCCUCGGCUAUGAACCGCAGGCAGCCUAAUCCCAGAGCAGCGCCUGUCCCUACCCCAGCCGACCCAACUGAAGAUGGAGCCGGCACAGUGGAGGCCAAUGGCGAAGAAGAGGCCAGCGGCGAAAAAGAGGCCAGUGGUGAAGAAGAGGCUAACGGCACAGCGGAGGCCAGUGGCGAAGAAGAGGGUGACAGUGACUCGGAAGAGGAUGCAAGCGACGAAGAAGAGGGUUGA
Molecule: messenger RNA, 1086 nt
Organism: Penicillium verhagenii
Lineage: Eukaryota; Fungi; Ascomycota; Eurotiomycetes; Eurotiales; Aspergillaceae
Product: non-structural maintenance of chromosomes element 1 family protein
Exons: 4
Coding region: 1-1086 (361 amino acids)
Biological process (GO): DNA damage tolerance; double-strand break repair via homologous recombination
Cellular component (GO): nucleus; Smc5-Smc6 complex
Molecular function (GO): ubiquitin-protein transferase activity
Source: RefSeq, a predicted model, not a curated record